Molecule: messenger RNA, 1202 nt
Organism: Ceratitis capitata (Mediterranean fruit fly)
Lineage: Eukaryota; Metazoa; Arthropoda; Insecta; Diptera; Tephritidae
Gene: MED7
Product: mediator of RNA polymerase II transcription subunit 7
Exons: 2
Coding region: 373-1029 (218 amino acids)
Biological process (GO): regulation of transcription by RNA polymerase II
Cellular component (GO): mediator complex; core mediator complex
Molecular function (GO): transcription coregulator activity
Source: RefSeq, a predicted model, not a curated record
CCCAUAAGAAAACAUUCACCAUUUGAAAUUUACUCAGGCGCGGUUCCGCGAACGUAUAUAAAUAAUAAAUCAAGACUUAGACGAUCUUUCUGCAAAUAGGAUAGAGUCGGUUCCAGCAAAGAACGUAUAAUUAAUCUGAAUCUUUUAAUUUACGUUCCUUGUCUUAAUUGAAAAUUAUAUCAUAGCAGGAAACAAUUCAAAACCUAAGGCAGGUGGAGACGGUUUAUUAGGUUGCGGUGUACAAAAUAUCCUAAGAUUGAACAUACCUUAUUGUUUCUAAACAAAACUCUGCUAACUUCCUGCGACUAACAAAUUGUUAUUUUCAUCAAUUUUCAUUUAAAAAUAAAAGAUCACAAAUAAGAAAGUGUAAAAAUGGCAAAUCAAGAAUCGCAGGUUAUGAGCUUGCCUCUACCACCGACGCAAUAUAUUAAUCUAUUUUCCGAAGAAAAUAUUCGGCGAAAUCGUGCUCCUAGGCCACCUCCUCCUAUACAAGAUACUUAUAAUAUGUUUGGAAUACAAUAUAACAACGAAGAAAUGAUCAGGAGUCUAGAAUCACAAAAUAUAAAGCGUCUUAUACCAAUACAUUUUGAUCGUCGGAAAGAAUUGAAGAAACUUAAUCACUCAUUAUUUGUCAACUUUUUAGAUCUUAUUGACCUUCUCAUUCAGUACCCUGAUAGCCCUCGGAGAACGGAAAAGAUCGAUGACCUGAGUCUUCUCUUCGUUCAUAUGCAUCAUUUGUUGAAUGAAUUUCGGCCUCAUCAGGCACGCGAAACACUAAGAGUGAUGAUGGAAAUGCAAAAGCGACAACGAGUGGAGACUACAACAAGGUUCCAAAAGCAUUUAGAACGCGUGAGAGACAUAGUUAAUACGGCAUUUGCGGCAUUACCUGAAGUACGAAAUGAUGAUAACGAAGUCGACGAAAAGUUUAAUAUGGAAGUUGAUUUACAAGACCUAAAUGCUAAUAAUCGCAGCGAUCAGCUAGAUCGCAUAAUGUGCAAAAUCGUUGACGAAAUGGAUUUAUUUAAUUAGAUCCCAUGACACACUUAAGGUUUCUUAAACAAUAUAAUGUCGCUGAUUUUCGUCUCUUUUUUUAUUAAAAACAGUUGAUAAUAAUCGAGCAGGGCCCUUAGACAAGCCUAACCUAGAUAAGAUAAUUGGUAAUAAUAAAUGAUUUAUGUUUAUUCCUUUGCUUUGUCGAUAAA